AUGUGGAGCAAAGGAUUGACGCCAUGGAGGAUACUGUUGUGCAUGUUGUUGGUGGCGUCGGCGUGCGCCGCGACGGUGCGAGCUGACGACGAAAUACCAUCUGAGUCACAAUGCCGGCCAUACAUCGAAAAAGCUCUUAAGGAGCUCGAGUCAGGAGAUGUUGAACCAGAUUCUGGCGAAAAAAACGACAGUAGUGAAGUAAGUGUUAACGACGGAGACGAUUCCAAAGAAGUUACUUCAGCAGAAAGUGGGACGGAAAAUGCAGAUAGUGCGGAAGACGAUGCACCGUCUGUAGAAAUUGCAGACGAGCCAUACGUGUCCCAAGCGUCCGUCGAAAAUUUACAAGCUGAAUCUGACGACACUGACUCAGGAGAAGCGGUAGAGAACGCCGACGGCAACAGUAACGAAGAAGAAGCCGAUGAUGCAGAUAGCAAGGAAGAACAGGCCGAUGAUGCAGACAGCAAGGAAACAUCUGCUGAAGAAGAAGCGGCUGGAGAAGAGAGUCAAGAACAUGAAGACGAAGCUACAGAAGAUGGUAGCGACGAAAAAUCCCAAGAAGGAUCCGAAGAAGAAGACAAUAAAGAUGUAAAGGAAGAAGAAGAUAGUAAAGAAACUGAUGAUGCUAGUCAAGAAGCAGCAGACGAUGACAAGUCUGCUGAGGCCGCAGAUUCGUCCGACGAAAACAAAGACGAUGAUGACGAUGAUGAUAAGACAAAAGAAGAUGACGAUGGAUCUCAAGAAAAGGCUGAUGAAACUCAAGAAGAAGCAGAAAGUGAACAAGUAAACUCAGAAGAAGUAAAAGCUGACGAAUCUGAAGAAGAAAAAACUGCCGACGAGUCUGGAGAACAAGACGCAUCAGUAGAGGACAAAGAUGAAUCGAAAGAAGACAAAGACGAAACUGCUGAGGACAAAGAUGAAACUGCAGAAGAAAAAGAUGAUUCAGGAGAAGAUAAGGAAGAGUCCGGGGAAGAGAAAGCCGAUUCUGUAGAAGAUACUGUCGAUGAUAAGGAAUCAGCAGAAGAGAAAGGUGAAUCCGAAGAAAAGGAGGCGUCUGCAGAGGAAUCUGAAGGAGGGGUAGAAGAAAAGUCACAGGAAGACGAAGGAGAAGCAGAUAAAGAUAGUAAAGAAGAAGAUGGGGACAAGUCCGAGGAGGCCGCAGAAGCAGGUGAAGAGGAAACAGAGCCCGCAGAAGAAGCUGAGGAGGAAGAAGGAGCGCCAGAGGAAGAUUUACUAAUUACCAUUGAUAUUCCCGAAAACCUAAGAUCUCGCGAUCAUAUAACCAAAAUACUUAGAUUAGACGAGGAUGCUAGUGAAGAUGAAUUAACUGUUGAAAAAUCCGCUGACAUCGUACUCAGAGAUUUGAAGAGAUUGUACGAAAACUCCAUCAAACCCUUGGAAGCGCUUUACAAGUACAGAGAUCUAAGUAAUAGACAUUUUGGCGACCCUGAAAUAUUCUCUAAGCCUUUGGUGCUCUUCAUGGGUCCCUGGAGCGGUGGCAAAUCUAGCAUCUUGAACUACUUGACUGGACUGGAGUUCACAGAAUGGUCUCUCAGAACAGGCGCGGAACCAUCCCCUGCGUACUUUAACAUCCUAAUGCACGGCAAGGAGCCAGAAGUAUUAGAUGGCACUCAGCUGGCAGCUGACUGGACAUUCUCGGGACUUCAAAAGUUUGGUCAAGGGUUGGAGGAGCGUCUGAGAGGCUUGAGAUAUCCCAGCAAAAUAUUGGAGAAGGUGAACAUCGUAGAAAUUCCUGGAAUAUUGGAAGUAAGGAAGCAAGUAUCUCGUGUUUUCCCCUUCAACGACGCCUGCCAGUGGUUCAUCGAUCGCGCCGACAUCAUCUUCUUAGUUUACGAUCCUUCUAAACUGGACGUGGGUCCCGAGACUGAAGCUAUACUCGACCAACUCAAAGGCAGGGAGUCACAGACACGCAUCGUGUUGAACAAGGCAGACACGGUGAAGCCAGAAGAGCUGAUGCGCGUACAAAGUGCGCUGAUCUGGAACAUCUCGCCACUGAUGAGCUCCGCACAGCCGCCAGUGAUGUACACGGUGUCGCUGUGGUCGAUGCCGUACGAGGCGGGCGCGCCCGUGCGCCUGCUGCAAGCCCAGGAGAGAGAACUCCUGAGAGACUUGCGGCAAGCCAUUGAUAAGCGCAUUGAGAAUAAGAUCGCAAGCGCUAGGAGAUUCGCUGUUCGCGUGAGGAACCACGCGAAGAUGGUUGACUGUUACUUGACAACAUACUACAAUCACAAGACAAUAUUCGGCAACAGAAAGAUCAUUGCCGACGCCAUUAUUGAAAACCCUCAGAACUACCACAUCUAUGAGGGGCUCAGUACACUCACCAAUAUCUCAAGGUACGACUUGCCUGACCCCGAAACGUACCGGGACUUCUUCCGGUUGAAUCCCCUGUUCGAGUUCCAGCAGCUAUCGGCGACGUGCACGUACUUCCGGGGCUGUCCCAUCACGCGGCUCGACGUCGCCAUCGCUUACGACCUGCCAGAGCUCGUCGGCAAGUACAAGAAGAUGGUGGAGACCGCCACGCCCCAGGGCAUGCCCAAGAGUUGA
This is a messenger RNA of Spodoptera littoralis (African cotton leafworm), 2562 nucleotides long. Lineage: Eukaryota; Metazoa; Arthropoda; Insecta; Lepidoptera; Noctuidae. The record is from the annotation of a GenBank genome assembly.